GGCUGCGGGAGGAGCGAGGGCAAGGCCAGGGCUGCCGCUGCGGCCCCGUUUCUCUGCUGUCGGUACCCCCAAACCAGCCCAACGGAGCCCUCGGAGAGCGCGAUGGAUGAGUGGGAUCUCCCACAAUGGAAAAAAGAGGUGGAAAGCCUCAAGUACCAGCUGGCCUACAAGAGGGAGAUGUCCUCCAAGACCAUACCUGAGUUUGUGAAGUGGAUCGAGGACGGCAUUCCCGAGGAUCCCUUCCUGAACCCGGAGCUGAUGAAGAACAACCCCUGGGUGGAGAAAGGCAAAUGCAUCAUCCUCUGAGCUCUGUCCCCCUGCAGGACGGGCUGGGAUCCCUGAGCUCCGGUUCCAGCCCCAGAACCUGAACAAACCCUGCCCUCUGCUCCUUUCUGCUCCUGUAGCUGUAGGAGGGGUUUUAG
Melozone crissalis (California towhee) is the source of this 422-nucleotide messenger RNA. RefSeq names its product G protein subunit gamma 13 (gene GNG13). Lineage: Eukaryota; Metazoa; Chordata; Aves; Passeriformes; Passerellidae. Gene Ontology annotation, biological process: sensory perception of taste; phospholipase C-activating G protein-coupled receptor signaling pathway. Gene Ontology annotation, molecular function: G-protein beta-subunit binding. The record is from RefSeq and is a predicted model, not a curated record. The transcript is spliced from 3 exons. Gene Ontology annotation, cellular component: heterotrimeric G-protein complex. The coding region runs from base 103 to 306 and encodes 67 amino acids.